CUUUCGGCUGAUUUUGGUUCUAUUUUGGGAGCACCCGCAAAGUCUCGUGCUUGACUUCUCAUAAUUAGCGCGUAGAUUUCAAGUGGGGAAGCUUCUCUGUACCUUCCAUGCGUGUUGACGUGAAGCGGUAUCGAUGAUAAGAUCCAAGAAUCGUUUAAAAUGCGCCCUUGACAGUUGAUUGUUGCUUGUUGCUUUGCCCCAAGAUUCGUCGCAACUCUCAGUUCUAAUCUGGCAAGGAGUUGAUUUCGUUACCGUAAUGGUGCUCAAGAGGCCUUUUCCGAAUGAGGGUGAAGAGGGUUUUGGAGCUUCAAAGAGAAGGUUGAUACCCCGGACUGUGAGAGAUAUGACUGGACGGUGCUCGGAGAAUGAUAUCCUGCACACCCUCGAGCCUUUCUUGCGCAGAGUGGUUAGAGAGGAGGUGGACCUUGUAUUAUCGCGCCUGCAAGACCCACUUCAAAGGCCCUUGAUUAACCCAGCCAGAAAUUCUGUAGGAGAAGGAGGUUUGCAGUUGCGUUUUGUUAAUCAGCCAACGCCUAAGGUUUUUACAAGCUGUAAGAUCCAAGGUGAAGGCGGUUCUCCUAUCAAAAUCGAACUAUUUGACACCAGAACCAACUCUAUUGUUCGAAAUGAUCCCCUGUCUUCAGCUAGAGUUGAGGUUCUGGUCCUUGAUGGUGACUUUGGCUCCGAUGACCAAGAAGAUUGGAGCGAGACUAUGUUCAGGGCCAGUAUCGUGCGUGAAAGAGAAGGUCGAAGACCACUGGUGGUUGGAGAACGGAGCAUUACUUUGCAAGAAGGAGUUGGCUAUCUUACUAACAUAAUUUUCACUGACAAUUCGAGUUGGAUAAGAAGCCGGCACUUCAGGUUAGGAGCUCAGGUCGACCAGAAAAUUUCGUCCGGUGUACGAAUAAGGGAAGGCAGAAGUGGAAAGUUCGUAGUGAAAGAUCACCGUGGAGAGCUGUACAAGAAACAUUACCCUCCAAGCCCGAAAGAUCAAGUAUGGCGCCUCGAGAAAAUAUCAAAAGACGGCACCUUCCAUACUCGGUUGGCUUCCAUCGGAAUUCACACUAUCAAGGAUUUCUUGCGUAAACUUGAAACAGACCCAAUCCUCCUAAGAAACAGAUUAGGUAAUGUGUCGAACAAGACAUGGGAAGCAAUUGUUGAGCAUGCAGUGACAUGCAUCGUAGAUGAUAACGAGGCGUACAUCUACUUUGAUGCCUCACAGAGCGCUGGGCUUUUGUUCAAUUCAACCUACAAAGUCAUCAGUGCAACCUUUGACGGUCAAAAUUACCAUCCGCUGGAAAACUUGACUGUUCAUCAGAAGCAUUUGGUGCGUAAUUUAAAGCAGCAGGCUUACUUAAAUGUGAACGGAUUGAUACCAAUCAAUUUACCUUCAAUUGCUACUCCUCCAACGGCCUUGAGUAGCUUGCCAACUUCAGAUUCAAGCAUUGAUUUAAGUUCAAGCGAGCCGCACAUUGACUUCCCAUCUCUGUACCAAGGCAUUGAAGACUUCAAAGAUCCAGCAGGACUACUGCCUGGAUUCAACCAUUUGUCCGCUUCGACAUCAUACGACAGCAAAGCUGUUCAGAGCCAGCAAUUUGAAGUCUCUGUCUCACAGGAUUAUCCAGCGCAGGCUUUUAACCCAAUUUCCACAAGUAGUUUCCCAAUGGGAAAUGCCUGGGCGGGACUCUACAGUGGAGAGAACAAUUCUCAGUAUAAUUCACAGAGGACAAUCGAGAUAAACAGCGAUUUAGCUGCUAAUAUGAAUGUUUCACAAAUCGAAGCAUCAUAUUGUUUCCCGUCGUCUUCUUCUUCAGCUUGGACGCCAGGAAAUGGCUUAUUCAUUGGUUCGCUGGGUGAGGCUGAAGGUGGGAUCUUUUCUUCUUUCUCGGACAUCGGUGUCCAUAUCCACAAAAGUGCGAGGCCUAAGGCAGGUUGGUGCAAGAUUCGAGCUGCGGUCAAGUGGGGAUCGGUCAGGCGCGAUGUGGCCGCCAGAAGAAUGGCGCACCUUCCGUGUAGGUAGAUUCCGAGGAUCUUUUAGAGCAUCCACCGCGAUCCCCAUCCCUGCAAGCAUCUCGGGGAAAAAACAUGUCGUUCGGUCGUGUGCUUUAUCCAUUCGCUCGUUUAUUUCCUCCUGCAUUAGGUUGUAAAUUCAUAGGGUUUUACAGAAUAGGAUUGCCGAAAGAAUGUGGCAUUGUUGUUUUCUGUACGUAGAUCGAUUAGAUUUCGGGCAUUUUCCUUGCAAUAGUUUCUUCUGUAUCAAGUUGUAGAUUACAUAGGAAGUUCAAAGGAAAGGCCAGUCGCAAGAGUCAUGUAGAUCAAUCAGAUCAUGUAAAAUAAAUGUCUAAUGUCUUCAAAAUCAGUGUCUCAAGAGUUUUAUGAUU
Molecule: messenger RNA, 2381 nt
Organism: Syzygium oleosum
Lineage: Eukaryota; Viridiplantae; Streptophyta; Magnoliopsida; Myrtales; Myrtaceae
Product: calmodulin-binding protein 60 B-like
Exons: 8
Coding region: 257-2020 (587 amino acids)
Biological process (GO): regulation of salicylic acid biosynthetic process
Cellular component (GO): nucleus
Molecular function (GO): DNA-binding transcription factor activity; sequence-specific DNA binding; calmodulin binding
Source: RefSeq, a predicted model, not a curated record